This is a messenger RNA of Lampris incognitus (smalleye Pacific opah), 4797 nucleotides long. RefSeq names its product oxidation resistance 1a (gene oxr1a). The transcript has 17 exons. Gene Ontology annotation, cellular component: nucleus. Gene Ontology annotation, biological process: response to oxidative stress. Lineage: Eukaryota; Metazoa; Chordata; Actinopteri; Lampriformes; Lampridae. The record is from RefSeq and is a predicted model, not a curated record. Bases 293 to 2830 code for a protein of 845 amino acids.
AUAUCGUGUUUGGUAUGGUCCGCUCCUCCCCCAUCCUACGUUUCGCUAAUGGUAGUUUCUAUGAGGAGAAGGUCAAAUUGCUCCGCAUGUCCGCCGCUGUGUAGCCGCGCCACUGCGACGUAUGCCGCGCGCCCCGACGGAGCGGUGAGACGACCAGCCAGCGUUUCCGUGUUCCCACACACACGUCCGAAGCCGCCCGUCACAUCAUGACCUCAGGCCCCGGUGUGAAAAUUUGAAAGCUCAACCUCAACCUCCCGAAGCCUCUGAGUAGAAAAGAGAAGACGCUGCCAAGAUGUUCAGCACCAAAAGACUGAAGAAGAAGUCUCAGUCGGUGGAUAUUGCCAAUCAAGGUUUCUCCUCGACACUUGUGCCGGCCUCACCCCUUGACAAAGCUCCGCCACCUGUUGCCAAGACAACCACGGUCUUCGCCUUCCAGGAAAAUAAUACUACAAAUUCCCAACUCCGCAGUCCCCGGUGCGGUGAACUAAAGCGAGGCUACACCAUAGAUACCGGCCAGAAGAAGACCCCAGAGAAGAAGGAUGGGAGGCGGAUGUCGUUCCAGAGACCCAAAGGGACCAUCGAAUAUUCUGUGGAAUCGCGGGACACGUUGAACAGCAUUGCGCUCAAGUUUGACACCACUCCCAACGAGCUGGUUCAGCUGAACAAGCUGUUCUCCAGAGCAGUGGUGCCUGGCCAGGUCCUGUACGUCCCUGAUCCUGAGUACGUAUCCAGUGUUGGCAGCUCCCCUUCCCUCAGUCCUAUCAGCCCCCUGUCUCCCACCUCCUCAAAAGCUGACUUAGAGAAGGUGACGGAUUCUGAUGGCCCUCCCAGACCAGAGGGCGUUCACCCGCCAGUGUUUUCAGCCCUGCGCCAAUCCAGAGUGGUGUCAUCCACCUCCGAGGAGGAAGAGGCUCUCACAGAGAAGUUCCUCAAGAUCAACUGCAAGUACAUCACAGAUAGCAAGGGUGCAGUGAGCGGUGUGUUAUUGGUGACACCCAACAACAUCAUGUUUGACCCUCACAGAAUGGACCCCCUGGUGCAGGCCCACGGCUGUGAGGAGUAUGGCAUUAUGUGCCCCCUGGAAGAAGUCCAGUCCGCUGCCAUCUAUAAGGAGAUUUCUGACCCCAAAAUAAGAGAGGCUGUACCUAGUGACUUGGAGCCUCUUCCGCCAGAGAGACAUCCCUCCCAGCAGAGAGAUGCAGAGCAGCGCCUGAGGGACCCGGGGACCAGUGACAGUGGCAGCACAGCACCACGCAGCACCGAGGGCUCCAUCUCUGAGGAUGUGUUCACCGAGUCAGAGCUCUCCCCUAUCCGGGAGGAGGAGCAGGUAUCUAAUGAGGAUCUCAGACUGGACAAGUCCUCCGGUGCCUCCACAGAGUCUGUGCAGACUGUCACCCAGGUGGAGGCCACCAGAGCCGGCCUCCAGGCCCCAGGCAGUGCACAUGGUUCAGUCAGCCAGCCAGAGGACCCUAACGUUAUGAAGGCAUCAGCCACAGCAGAAGACAAUCCACCAAACACUGCCACAGAAAACCAGAGCCAGUCCCCGGUGGGAUCUGAACAGCACAGUGAAGAGAAACCGCCAAGCAUACCCACUACCACUGCCACCACCACCAGCAGUACCACUAGCCAGGCCCAGGAUCCCAGCAUCAGCUCCUCUCAUCCAGCACCCCAAGGCUCAGCCACCCCUGGUGCCACAGACCCCUCCAUCUCAGCUAGCGCAGAAGAGGGGGCCAAGGAAGGGACCGGGGAAGCCAAAACGGACACUAUGCAACAAGCCAGGGAACAAAAGGAGAAUGAUGAACAGGUGGAGAAGGAGAGCAGACAGAGCUCUGGAGAAGGGUCUGUAGAAAGGCAGAAGACCCGGACUCACAAGUUUCUGUGCCUAAGGGUGAGGAAACCCAUGAAGAAGACAUUUGUUUCAAACGCCAGCGCCUCCAUGCAGCAGUAUGCCCAGCAGGGCAAGAAGCACGAGUACUGGUUUGCUGUGCCGCAGGAGAGAUCAGAGCACCUGUAUGUGUUUUUCAUCCAGUGGAGCCCAGAUAUAUAUGGGGAGGGGAUGAGGGGGGUGGGACGGGAACCUGGAUUUAUGGUUGUCAAGAAGAAUGAGGAGUCUGACACAGCCGAAGAUGAGCCCAUCACUGACAUCAAUGUAAAAGACUGGGAGGUAGUGUCUCUGACCGAGUACCACCGUCGGAUUGAUGCGCUAAACAGUGAAGAUCUGCGCUCGCUCUGCAAACGACUCCAGAUAACCACCAAGGAGGAGGUGAACGCUAAGCAUGGCGCAUCCAUCAAGACUGAGCUGGAACCAGAGACAUUCAAACCCAACCUCAGUGAACCCAGUGACCUCCUCGAGGCAGACCAGAUAGAGAAGCUUGCUAGGAAUCUCCCACCACGGACCAUUGGAUAUCCAUGGACGUUGGCCUUUGGCACAUCGAAACAUGGCAUGAGCAUUAAAACUCUAUACAGAACCAUGCAAGGGCAGGACACUCCUGUGCUUAUGGUGAUAAAAGACAGCGACGGCCAGGUGUUUGGAGCAUUAGCAUCUGAACCCUUUAAGGUCAGCGAUGGCUUUUAUGGCACCGGAGAGACCUUCCUUUUCACCUUCAACCCAGAGUUUGAGGUGUACAAAUGGACAGGUGACAACAUGUUCUUCAUCAAAGGAGAUAUGGACUCCUUAGCUUUUGGUGGAGGAAGCGGGGAGUUUGGCCUGUGGCUGGACGGUGACCUUUACCAUGGCAGGAGUCACUCCUGUAAAACAUUUGGGAACCCCAUGCUGUCCAAGAAAGAGGAUUUCUAUGUGCAGGACAUAGAGAUCUGGUCAUUUGAAUAACACAGCACUAAACGGCACAGGGGGAAAAAAACAAGUCCUGAAAAGGAUAAAGGAGUCAUCCUCCUUUAGAACAAUGGCAACGUCCCAAACCUAACUGCACAUCACCAGGGCUCCCCAGGCAGGAAGCCAUUUAUUGGAUGCUUGUUGUGCGUUACUACUGCAGUUAUUACAGAGCUUUUUUUCUUUGUGAAAAAUUACGUUCGUGUGUAUCUUGUUACAGCCUUGUGCAGCGUCUUUGCAGAGUAGGGGGGAGUGUGUGUGUGUGUGUGUGUGUGUGUGUGUGUGUGUGUGUGUGUGUAAAACAGUAAAAAAAAAAACAGGGUAAAAAGAAGGAGAGAAGGGUUUUUGUAAGGAUAAAGAGAGGGAAGUGGGACGAGAGAGAAAGAAGAGCCUUUAAGGGCCUUGAAGAAGGAAGGUCCAUCGGAGCUACUCUCCCUUGAGAGAUGGUGAAGAUGAUGGAGGCUCAGGUUUGGGACUGCCGUGGGAAGACAGAACUGCCCCUACUAGACCAGAUUCUGUAUCUUGAAUUGUACAGAAAAUCGCGGCGUCCCCACCACCCUCUCUUAACCCCUCCCCACAACUUUGUUCAGUUGGUAGGAUGGUUUCUCACUAUGUGUGUGCUGUCAGCCUUGACGGAGAGAGACCCGGAUGGCGGGAAGGGGGAGGGGCAAAAAAAAACAACAACAGGCGCACUGACGGAGGCAAAACACAUUCCAUUGCUCUUGGUGGUGGUGGAGUAUCAAAACAAGUGCACCGGUCCAGAUUUGCGGUAAGAAAUGCAAGUGGCGUCAGCAGCGGGAUACGACAAACACUUAACUCGGAGAUGGGUGAAUGCUGUCGGGGUGGAAUGAGGUCUUGACAGUACGUCUUGGGUUGUCUUCUGAGGCUAAACUGUAGAGUAUCGUGUAUUGUAGUCCUCCUGUUGUUCAUCGUCAUAGCACACCAUCUCAAAGCACAUAGCUAUAAUCAGAAUACCCAUCGUCGUAACGUUCUGUUCAGUUGGUGUACGUGUGAGUCCAGCUCACGCCAGCUCCUCCUUCAGGAAGCUGCGUGUACUGUUCGUAGACAGUAACGUGUUGCAAUAGAUUUGUGGAAUAUGCAAAUUACUGUCCUGUGACCUCAGAUAACGCGGGUUGUGGCACUUUUGCCGUUACCUGCCACUCUUUCGAGAGAGAAACUUGUAAAGCUCUUACGUCUUGAUACACAAUUGCUUUUCUGGGUAUAAUUUGAAAAGCGUGGUUAACUGUUUUACAUGCAUAUAUGACAAUUAUAUAUAUUAGUAUAUAUGAUUAUAUAUGGAUAUAUAUAAUCAUAUAUAUUGCUGUUAAGUGUGACAGUGAUCUUUUUGUGCUGAUAUUUCAGCUGUUACAAAUAUAAUGUAUAUUACCCUGUAAAUUAAUGUUAAAAUAGUAGAUUUGUUCCUAUAUAUAUAAAUACAUAUACUAUAUAAAUAUAUAUAAAGUGUGGAUUGGUGGGUUGCUUCUAGCACUUUAAUCUGGUGUAAAAGCGUCGAUGCCAGGUUCUUAGAUUCUCUUAGCUGUAGCUGUACAGUAAUCUUUUUGUUUAGAUCAUGAAGAUGUUAACCAUUAGUAGAAAGCUUGCUGCUACCAAUAUCAAAAAGGGUAUACCCUAAUGCUCUGUGUGUCUUAAAAGGAGGAUUAGCUAAACGGUGGGUGGGGGGGGUGUUGAGAAAAUCCUUGUGCGGGGCAUGGGUUCCCUCCUCGUGGCUGUGUGCUGGGUCUUUCUUAGCGAGGUAAGUAGGUCCACCAACUCAUUACAGGCAGAUUGGGGGGUAAAAGGGAUGUACAAGCAGCUUUCUCUGCAACCCCCCGCCCUCCUCUUCCACACCAGUAUUUGUGUCCUUGUGGAGAGUCACGGAGUGAUAAGGAUACUUCCUCUAAUUAUUUCACCAGAAUACAAUGUACCAGUGAUGUAUAAAUACCAAUAAAGCAAAUAAAUUGUUGUAA